AUGGCGAUAGUAGACGACAAGUCGCAGCACUGCAUCCCUUUCCUAUUAGAGCGUCUCCGCACCCACACGGCCCGGUAUCGCGACGGUAAUGCCCCGCCAUUUUUCUUGGGUCUCAAUGGCGUGCAGGGGGCCGGCAAAACGGUCCUGGUGUCUACUUUACAGCAGACCCUCCGUUCAGAGCCGUAUUCGCUUUCCGUCGUGACUUUAUCGCUUGACGACCUCUACCUUACGCAUGCUGACCAGGUUGCGCUGGCCGAGGCGCACCCCAAUAACCCGCUUCUUCAACACCGUGGUCAGCCUUCAACUCAUGAUUUAAUUCUGGGUGAGAAGGUAUUCGCCUCGCUCGCUGCGGAGCAGCCCACUGCCAUUCCGCAAUAUGACAAGUCUGCAUUUUCCGGGCAGGGUGAUCGCGUACCUGAGUCGCAAUGGGAAGUUGUGAAUAAAGACGGCCAGGAAAAGGUUAAGGUCGUUAUUUUCGAAGGCUGGUGUGUCGGAUUCCGUCCUUGGGAUAACGAAUCUUUGCGCGCCAAGUGGGAGGCUGCUGUGCGGCAAAAGGAGACCGGCAAUUAUCAAGGUCGACUAGGUCAUGUUAAGUUGGAGGAUGUUCAAGCUGUCAAUGAUGCAUUGAGACAAUACGAUGCUUUGACUGAUAAACUCGAUGCCCUGAUCCACAUAGACGCCGAGAAUUCGCGUUUUGUCUAUGAAUGGCGACAAGAGCAAGAGCGCUCUUUGCGCGCAUCUAAGGGCACUGGCAUGACCGAGGAUCAGGUCAAUCAUUUUGUGGACGGCUAUUAUCCCUCAUACGAACUUUUCACGGAGACUCUUCGCGAGGGUGUCUUCAAGCCUGCGAACCACUCAUCUACGACUUCGUCAUCUGACUGGCAGGGUCGUCAACUCCGUCUUGUGGUGGAUCGAAACAGAAGAGUACAGGAAGUGAUACAGAUCUGA
Molecule: messenger RNA, 948 nt
Organism: Penicillium odoratum
Lineage: Eukaryota; Fungi; Ascomycota; Eurotiomycetes; Eurotiales; Aspergillaceae
Product: TDA10 family protein
Exons: 5
Coding region: 1-948 (315 amino acids)
Cellular component (GO): cytoplasm
Source: RefSeq, a predicted model, not a curated record